Molecule: messenger RNA, 837 nt
Organism: Cladophialophora immunda
Lineage: Eukaryota; Fungi; Ascomycota; Eurotiomycetes; Chaetothyriales; Herpotrichiellaceae
Exons: 1
Coding region: 1-837 (278 amino acids)
Biological process (GO): fatty acid beta-oxidation
Cellular component (GO): mitochondrion
Molecular function (GO): enoyl-CoA hydratase activity
Source: RefSeq, a predicted model, not a curated record
AUGCCAGGUUCGACUGACGGCGAGAUCCCCCCGGUUGCAAUCUCGUUCUCCCAGCGGCCGAACGGUACGAUUGCAACGGUGACCGUCUCGAACCCGAGAAAGCUGAACAGCUUGAACACGACCGUCCUCGACGCCUUUCUCGCCUCUGUCCCCCCACUCGCGCAAAGAUCCGAUCUGCGUUGCGUCAUCGUGACCGGCGGACCGUGCUCUGUUGGCCAGCAGGCAUUUAUCGGCGGCGCCGACAUCUCGGAGAUGAAGGACUUCCCCAACGCCGCAGCCGGCCGGACGUUCAUCAACAAGCUGCAUCUGGCCUGCAAGGCGCUGCGGGAUUUGCCCGUGCCCGUCCUUGCCCGUGUCAAUGGGCACGCCCUGGGCGGUGGGCUUGUCGUGAUGGCGUCGGCCGACUUGCGCAUUGCGACUUCGGACGCGCGCUUUGGCAUGCCCGAGGUCCAACGGGGCGUGCCGAGCACCAUUGAAGCGGCGAUGCUGCCGCUGCAGAUUGGCGCCGCGAGGGCGAGGAGGCUUUUACUCCUGGGCGACACGAUCUCGGCGGGCGAGGCGGAGUCCUGGGGCUUGGUCAACCGGGUCGUUGACGCCGACCUGUUGGACGGGGCCGUGGAAGAGUGGGUGGACCGGUUGCUGAUGAACGGGCCCGGGGCCUUGCGUAUUCAGAAGAAGCUGUUUUCCAUGUGGGAACGGGUCCCGCUGCGAGAAGCCAUCGAGGCCGGAGUGUGGGAGUUCGGCACGCCUUUCGAGGCGGCCGGGUCUGAGGCAGAGGGCAGGCGGAUGAUGAAUGAAUUCGCGUCCCAGAACAGGCAGAGGAAAGGCAGACUUUGA